AUGUACACAGACAGCCACUACGUAUUCGGUGUUGUGCACGACUUCGUGGCACAGUGGCAGCUGCGCGAGGUUCUCACUGCUGCAGGUCCACACAACAGCACACAUGUCAAUUACACUUCCUUCUUGUUUAAUUACUAUUCAGAAUUAUUAACUACCGUUAUGAUGUACAGUGGAAAUGAAUGUGAAGGUUGUAUUGGGUUCUACGCCAGUUUCCCCCGUAUACACCCAGACCAAAUUUUCCAUAAUGCCACUACGGUACGCUCUUUGGGAGUAGUAGUCAAAGACCAGGUAAUCAAGUGGGACCAUAUCACAUCAUACAUGACAAUAAGAAACAACAAUGUACUAUUCACAACACGGCCUUGCUGUCAUGAAAUUUCCAGCUACAUCAUUUGUACGUGCAAUACAUUGCAACCUGUGUCUUUAAAUGACACCAAAUUGAUAAAUGUGCAAUCUUUCCAUGGUUUUGAGGAUGCCAUACAGGUGUCACACACUCAGUGGUGCAUCAUCAGUGAGAUAACCGCUUUCAGUUAUGGGGACCUCUCCUGCCCUGCAAACCAUACUUUUUGUUUAGAGGUAACAGAGGACUUCACCAUGGGGCAGCUAAACAUCCUGGGACGAGUACCGAUGGAUGCAGACAUCUCUCCGUGGUCCUCCUCGGACACUUUUUACGAGGCAAGCACGCGAGCUGUUGCCGACAUCAUGGAACUGGUUCAGCAGAUGGUCCAGGAAAUCAGUUACCACCGUAACCAAGCACAGGUGGAAGUCAACCUGGCCAAGCAAACAAGCAGAAUCCUGACUAGCGCCUCCACCCGCUCCGCCCAGUAUGUAUACACAUGGUGGGACUGGAUCUUCCGGGGGCGCGUCAUCGCCAGCCUGCUUGUCCUCCCCAUCACAGUUGUCCAAUGUUGCUACUUCAAGCACCUCAUCACCUCCCUGCGAUCAGCCCUGAACACUUCAGCAGCACAGAGGGGGGAAACUGUAGGGUAA
This is a messenger RNA of Megalops cyprinoides (Indo-Pacific tarpon), 987 nucleotides long. RefSeq lists its product as uncharacterized. Lineage: Eukaryota; Metazoa; Chordata; Actinopteri; Elopiformes; Megalopidae. The record is from RefSeq and is a predicted model, not a curated record. The transcript has 2 exons. Bases 1 to 987 code for a protein of 328 amino acids.